This is a messenger RNA of Bacillus rossius redtenbacheri, 1422 nucleotides long. RefSeq names its product regucalcin-like. The coding region runs from base 422 to 1348 and encodes 308 amino acids. Gene Ontology annotation, biological process: L-ascorbic acid biosynthetic process. The record is from RefSeq and is a predicted model, not a curated record. Gene Ontology annotation, molecular function: calcium ion binding; enzyme regulator activity; gluconolactonase activity. The transcript is spliced from 6 exons. NCBI's taxonomy places the organism in Eukaryota, Metazoa, Arthropoda, Insecta, Phasmatodea, Bacillidae.
GACGUCACGUUUUUGCACGGAAACAGCUCUGUCUACAAUUGCUUUGUCCGAUGUCCGAUUCACGGUCCGAAAGUAAAGUGCAAUAAAUAUAGAUCGCCAAAAUAAAUGCUUUUCGAUUGUAUUUGUUUACUAUUUUCUUGUUUUGUAAGUGUGUACGCAGCUACGUUGUCAAUAUUUAGUUACCUUGUGAACUUUGUGGUUGUUCAAUACUAUUUUAAAAGGAAAUCGGAAACAUAAAAUUUCAUGUGUGCUCAUUCUUCUAUGCUACCAAAGGACGUACAUUUGGACAAAAGUUAUUCCAUGGAGAUCCUGACCAUCGCCCAUAUGAGGCAUGACGUCAGAAGGUUACUUGGGCCAAUCAGUGUCCGUCGGACACAAGUUAGGACAUUGCAAUUGUAGAUUGCCCUUUUAAGCACCAAUAAUGUCAGGCGUGGAGAUGGAGGUCGUAUCACCUGUUCUAAUCUGUGGAGAGGGACCCCAUUGGUCCUGCUCUGAGCAAGUUUUGUACUCUAUUGAUAUUCCCGGCCGCACCGUUCGUAGAUACGACCCUGCCACAAAGUCGGAAACAUUCAUCAAAAUAGAUCAAGGUCAGGUGACGUUCGUGAUACCACUGAAAGGGAAGAAGAACAAGUUCCUGAUUGGUGUUGAGAGAACGGUAAACAUCCUCAGUUGGGAUGGGAAGCAGAAAGACUUCACUCUGGAAAACGUUGCUUCAGUGGAUGACGAUAAGCCGCGGAACAGGAUCAACGAUGCCAAGGCUGACCCUAGCGGAAGGCUAUGGGCAGGCACGAUGGGCUACGAGCUGAGCCAAGGAGUUUUCAAAGACUUCCAAGGCUCGCUGUACUGCAUGGACAAAAGCAAGUGUGUUGUUCAGCACGAGAAAGAUGUCAGCAUUUCCAACGGCCUCGACUGGAGCCCGGACAAAAAGACCUUGUACUUUGUGGACAGCAAUGCCUAUAAAGUUUAUGGCUUUGAUUUUGACAAUAGCUGUGGGAAAAUAAGUAACAAGCGUACAGUUCUGAACUACAAAGAAAUGGGUCUUCAGGGCUUUCCAGAUGGUAUGACUGUGGAUACAGAAGGGAAACUAUGGGUUGCUUCGUACGGAGGACAAGAGGUCGUUAGAGUGGACCCCAAAAGUGGAAGAGUACUGCAAACUGUUAAAAUACCAGCCAUGGCUGUUACUUCAUUAGCAUUUGGUGGUCCGGAGUUGAAUGAGUUGUACGUAACAACAGCGAGCGAAAGGGCUACGGCAGAAGAGAAGAAACGUUUCCCCAACAGUGGCUGCACGUUUCGUGUCACUGGACUUGGUUUCAAAGGCUUGCCACCAAAUGAAAUUGAUUUAUUCUGAGGUAUAUGGAAAUUUUAAUGUUUACUGUAUAGUGGAUCUUACUGUUGUAAUAAAAUGAGUUUCAAUACUGUUAA